CGCCGCUCCCGCCCUGCCCCGCGCGCCCAACCGCCGCCGUUUGAACGCAGCCAUGGCGCCCGGCGUAGGAGCGGCAGCGGCGCUACCCGAGGAAUGGCGGAUUUACUUCGCUCCCACCCGCGCCGCCACCUUCCGCAACUGGCCCUUCACCGAGGGCUGCGCCUGCACGCCCGAGCGGAUGGCGGCGGCGGGUUUCGUGCACCGCCCCAGCGAGAACGGCCCCGACGUGGCGCAGUGCUUCUUCUGCUUCAAGGAGCUGGAGGGCUGGGAGCCCGACGACGACCCGCUAGAGGAACACAAAAAGCACUCUGCAGGUUGUGCUUUUCUCUCCCUUCGGAAAGAACCUACUGACCUGACACUGCGAGAGUUCCUGAAGCUGGACAGAGAACGAAUGAGAAAUGCAGUGAAAAAAGACAUUUCUCAGAAGGCAACGGAGGUUGAAGAUGAAGCCAAGGCUGCGCGUCGUUACAUAGAGAACGCGGGCUCCUAGGCUGCUGUAGCUUCUCGCUUGCUGAUGACAUCUGUCUUGUAUCCGUGCUCUGGCACUGCCACUUUGACUGAAUGACUGUUUCCUGAGACUGCUUUCAGAACGGCUGUCUCUGUGAGAAGCUGGCUGAAUUCUUCUUCGCUCACCUGAGUGUAUUUGGGAAGUACCUGGAGUCUGAUACACUGCAUACAUAAUCUUUUUCUGCAGGGGUUCUCCUGUUCUUCCUGUUGGUUUAAUUAAGAAUUACUGCUUGUGGUUGUAUUUUUUUUAAACACAGCUGUUUCUAAUUUGAAGAUGCUGGUAGCUCUAGUGCAAAAACUUGUGUUUCUUGCAAGAGCUGGCAGGCAUUUCCAUUUUUACGCUGCAUAUACUAAUGCUUUUGGA
Molecule: messenger RNA, 871 nt
Organism: Columba livia (rock pigeon)
Lineage: Eukaryota; Metazoa; Chordata; Aves; Columbiformes; Columbidae
Gene: BIRC5
Product: baculoviral IAP repeat containing 5
Exons: 4
Coding region: 53-490 (145 amino acids)
Source: RefSeq, a predicted model, not a curated record